Trichobilharzia szidati is the source of this 1519-nucleotide messenger RNA. The record is from the annotation of a GenBank genome assembly. NCBI's taxonomy places the organism in Eukaryota, Metazoa, Platyhelminthes, Trematoda, Strigeidida, Schistosomatidae.
CUAAGGUGAAGUUUGAGUGUAGAGGGAAGUUCGUUUUUCCAAGGUCACUUGUUUUGUUGCUGGGUUCUGGUGUAAAUAAUGAACGGUGUCACUUUCAAUCAUAACGAGCCAAUGGCUCUGGGAUCUCCUCCAAGUGGAACCACAUCUCCAAGUGCUUGUCAGUAUCUUCCAGGAUUUCUCAUGAGUGAAAAUCCACAGAUGGCAAAUGCACAAUCAACUGAAUCCAAGAUUCCACGUCAAAAUCCUCUUUCCCCUCUGUCUGGGAACGCAUAUAAUAUGCCAGCUCCUCAACAUAAUGUAAAUAAACUGCAACCACGAUAUAUGAGUCAAGCGCAGGAUACAAUUGCACGUCGUUUAACAUCCCCUCCAACACGAAGUAUGUGGUCGUCUGUUAAUGCUACCGGUGUUCUUGCUAAAAACACUUCAGACAAUUUUGGUGGUGUCAAACACAGCACACCAAUUCUUGCUGCCGGCACACCAGUAAAUCCAUCAAUGAAAAGGUUGGGAACUGCAAGUCCAUUCCAAUCACCCGGUGAUCCAAGUUUCCAUCGUACUCCUUUGCAUAAUAUUGGAAAUAAUUCUACAUCUUUCAUUGGAUCUCCGUUACACAAUAAUAACAGUGUCACAGGAAAUCCAAAUGAUGGUUUGGUUAAUAAGCAAGAUGGUUUGAUAACGCCUAAUCGUUUAGCUGAAGCACUGCUUACACAUCAAAGUUUCAACGAUAAUGAUUCUGCAAAUCUACACGAUUGUUGGGUGACUGUUUUUGGGUUUCCACCAUCUCGAGCUGCAUUCAUUCUCAAUCAAUUUGCUCAACUUGGCACUAUUGAAAAACAUGUGAUUACAAAUAGUGGUAAUUGGAUGCAUAUUAAAUACCAGAACAGGAUACAAGCUCGUUAUGCUUUGAAUAAAAAUGGAAAAGUUUUUGGUGAUAAUAUUAUGGUUGGUGUAUCAGUGUGUACUGAUCCACAAGUAAUAGAUGGAGAAAAGUCCGGUGUGUUUUGUAGACAGACAAACACUAGUAAUAUAAAUGAUUCUGUAUUCCUUAGUCCAUCGAAUAACAACAGUAUGAACAAUAUUCGCCGUGGUAUCGAUGAUGCUAACAAUAAAACAACUGGAACAAUGAACAGAACUCCGAAUAGAGACAUGGGUGGAUUAAAGCCGCCAUCAUUAAAUACUGGAAUAGAUUCUGGCAAUAAUAUGCUUACAGACAAACCAGUAGGUAGUAGCAUUGGCAGACAUAAUUCAAUGCGAUCGUUGGCUGCAUCUAAUCGACCAACAAGUCUAUCAAGAACAGCAAGUGUUCGACAGGACAGGGAUUCUGGAUUAAUAUCCAAAGCACUCGGCUACAUGUUUGGCUGGUCAUAAAUUUGAAACCAAUUUUUGGGUAUUUACCAGUUUCGAUUGUUGGUAAUACCGGAUAUGUAGUUAUGGUUUUCUGAGAUUCAUCUUAUCCUAUGCCAUAUUGUAAAAUAAAAGUAUAACGUUAUGAUCACAAAACAUUACACAUUUUUUUGACCUA